Messenger RNA from Centropristis striata (black sea bass), 2776 nucleotides. Its product is annotated as diencephalon/mesencephalon homeobox protein 1-A-like. The record is from RefSeq and is a predicted model, not a curated record. Lineage: Eukaryota; Metazoa; Chordata; Actinopteri; Perciformes; Serranidae. The transcript has 5 exons. Bases 201 to 1412 code for a protein of 403 amino acids. Gene Ontology annotation, molecular function: DNA-binding transcription factor activity, RNA polymerase II-specific; RNA polymerase II transcription regulatory region sequence-specific DNA binding. Gene Ontology annotation, biological process: regulation of transcription by RNA polymerase II.
UCAGCAUCCUCCCACAGCCACACACAGCAGAGCCGGAGCACGGAGCGCAGCACCGGGAUACUGUCAGGAUGUUCUGAGGAAAAGAAGAAAUAAACAACCGACUGCGGAUUUAAGAGACGAUCGGAAAGGAAAAUAUUCUGCUGCGAGUGGAGAUAUUUCAGAUAUAUACACAGAUAACAGAGACAGCUCGUCGGCCGGCCAUGCAGCACUACGGGGUGAACGGCUACUCUCUCCACGCCAUGAACUCACUGAGCGCCAUGUACAACCUUCACCAGCAGGCGGCGCAACAGGCCCAGCACGCCCCAGACUACAGGCCCUCAGUGCAUGCCCUCACUCUUGCAGAGAGACUGGCUGACAUUAUCCUCGAGGCCCGGUAUGGCUCCCAGCACCGAAAGCAGCGGCGCAGUCGGACAGCCUUCACCGCCCAGCAGCUGGAGGCUCUGGAGAAAACUUUCCAGAAGACCCACUACCCCGAUGUGGUGAUGCGUGAGCGUCUGGCCAUGUGCACCAACCUGCCUGAGGCACGCGUUCAGGUCUGGUUCAAGAACCGUCGGGCCAAGUUUCGCAAGAAGCAGCGCAGCCUGCAGAAGGAGCAGCUCCAGAAGCAGAAGGAGGCGUCCGGAACCGCAGAAGGCUCUACGGAGGACUCAAAGACUGACCUCAACACCACCACCAUCACCUCCAACACCUCCACGACCACGCUGGUUCCUGAGGCCCGCACUCCUCCUCCUCCCUCCUCCUCUUCAUCCUGUCACUCAGAGACAGAGAGGCUGGCAGCCGCUCGGCACCAGCCAGAAGAGAUGAGCGUGGAAGUCAACGUCACCUCCCCUGAGCCAUCGGACAGCGAGUCAGCAGCAGAAGAUAAUGCUGACAGAGAGGAGGACGAAAUGAGAGGGGAGACGAGGGUGAAGAUCAGGGAGGAGACGCAGGGGGAGGAGGGAGCGCAGCCUGGGAGCAGCUCCCCAUCAUGCAAACAGCUGAGCCCCACAUCAGAUUCUCCCCUCAGCUCCCCCACCUUGGCCUCCUCCAGCAGCGUGACCAGUGGUUUGGCGCAGAGCAACUCGUACGCUUCGUCUCCUCUCAGCCUCUUCCGGCUGCAGGAGCAGUUUCGGCAGCACAUGGCCGCCACCAACAACAUGGUGCACUACCCGUCCUUUGACAUGAGCACGCCGUCCUCUCUGCCCUACCUGGGCAUGAACGUCAACGUGCCGUCCCCGCUGAGCUCGCUGCCCUGCCACUCCUACUACCAGACCCUGUCGCAGGCCCAGCAGGUGUGGAACAGCCCGCUGCUGCAGGCGGCGCCGAGCAGCCUCCCCGGAAGUCUCAACAGCAAGACCACCAGCAUCGAGAACCUUCGCCUGAGGGCCAAGCAGCACGCAGCCUCGCUGGGACUGGACACUCUCCCCAACUGAAGCUCGGACUGUUCAAAGUGUUCACCCUCUGGUCAGGGCCAUACCUAUUAAUCAUGGGCUUAGUCCAUAUAGGAGCUGACUCUGGGCCUCUUGACCUCUCACCACUGUCAGCAACUACAGUAUGUGUAUCCGUCCAAAACACAGACACAUCUACAAAAACACAUUCGAAAUAUCUCAGAUUUGAAAAUUGGCUUACAUAACUAGUCCUCGGUUUUAGAAAUCUGCUUAAAUGUUUGUUUCUCGGAAAUUUAACUGAACAGCUGCUAAUGUUUUGUUUCAGUUUCCUAGAUUAAAAGACAAAGAAACAAUUUCAAAAUUCAGACAAGUUUGACAAGCAGCAGAAACAACACAUUUUGUCGGCACACAUAAAUACCAUAAAUGUGUUUUAGAGCAGACACUUGAGGUUUGGGGCCCAAGGUUGCCAACACACAUAUUCCUCUUCACCUCAUCGUCACCGUGUGGGCAUGCAGCUCACCGCUGGGAGCACACCAGGACAGAAAAAACAGCUCUGGAUAGACUUAAGAAAAAAAGAUCAGAACUCAGUGGACUUAUGAAAAAAAAAUCCCACCUGGACUGCAGUUGUGACUCAACAGUGCUUUUUGGAUCUUUGCUUGUAUCAACUCCUCCUAGUCAACAGCACAAGCCAACUCUGGCUGCUCACAAUGAUUUCUGCCUUCUCUGUGAAGUCUUGAAGACGGUGUUGAACCACAGGGCUGAUUCAAGGACAGAUAGUAAAAUAUUCUAUAAUUCAACGUGAACUAUGCAUGCAUGCACCUCUCUGAAGCAUGGCUUACGGCCACAGAAUGAAGUCACAUCCGAUCUGUUAUCAGAAAUGAAGCUCAGAUCACUCAAUAUAAUCCCCCACCAACUGCAUUUCUUUGUAGAUGAUUCAUGACUCUUUUCUGUUUAAUGUUACAGCACUCAGCUGAAUCCAUUGAGCGUUGUAAAUAUCCCUCAGUGUUCGCCUCCAUCUGCCUGGCUAAAGAGUAACUCCAUGUCUCCUUGUGUGUUCAGGAUUUCAGAGGAAAUGUUCAAUUUACUUUUCAAUUGCGGCUUUAAGCAAAGGACCUACAGCAUACAUGAAAUAAAGGGAGAAUCCGCUGACGAGGCACAGUGACAAAUAAAUAUGAACCCAGCCGACAUAUAUUUUUACUUAUCUCGACAGAGUCACCAUUUUUUCUGAGCCACUGGCUCCAGCAGAAAGACGCACAGGCCCAUUCUCUAUGUAUUAUAUCACUGUAGAUUCAAGACUUGUAUUUCUCAAUUGUUAAAAAUGUGAGUAAUUUAUCUGUUUAAUGCAAGGGAAUAAAUCAUACAUAAGAAUGAAUCAUGUUAUCAGUGUCAUUGGUUGGAAACAUAAGAUG